This is a messenger RNA of Pelobates cultripes (western spadefoot toad), 3211 nucleotides long. The record is from the annotation of a GenBank genome assembly. Lineage: Eukaryota; Metazoa; Chordata; Amphibia; Anura; Pelobatidae.
GGGGAGCAGUUGACAUGGGGUAGCCCCCCAUCCCCUAUCCCGGCAGACGCCAGGUAAGUUGUCAAACUGUUCUUGAACAGACACUCCUGGCACCAUAUCCACUACAGAGUGCAUUGUGCCUGGAUUGCUUCUUUAGAUCUACUAGUGCCCCUCCUGAGAUUAGGUUCUGGAUCCGCCCCUGACCAGGAAACAUUUCUGCAGAACAGAGGCCCAGUAUUUGCUGCAGCGCUGUACAUAUAUACAACCUAGAGAUUUGUUUUGACUUGGGGCACCUUGGAAAAAUGUUGAAAUAUUAAGGGUGCCUUAAACCUAGAAAGUUUGGGAACCACUGGUUUUAAGUGCUGUGCUGCUAAACAUUUAUCAAAAUACAAACUACAUCUUAUAAAUUAAUGACUACAGUUCAUUAUUUUCAACUUGAAACAGCCACAUUGUAAGGCUUCUUCAAACAACAGAUUUUUAUUUUUUUUAGUGUGUUAUUUGUCUAGAAUUUGCCAUUCCUGACAAUUCACAUUUUAUUAAGUAGUCUUUAAAGGAACACUAUAGCGUUAGGAAUACAAAUAUGGAUUCCUAACGCUAUAGAGUGGGUCCCGUUCCACGGCGAAUAAAUGGUUAAUUAAUCAUUUACUUGCUUACCUUAAUCCAGUACCGGGCUUCCUCAGCACUGGUGACCUCUUCUACUCCAUUGGUGUCAGCUUCAGAGUGGAGCUGAGUGCGCAUGUGUGGCCCAAGGUCGCGCAUGCAUUCAAACCCGCCCAUAGGAAAGCAUUACUCAAUGCUUUCCAAUGGGGAUCUUGUUUGACGCUGGACUCCAUGAGGACGUCCAGCAUCAAGUAUGUGCGAUUUACUCUGUAAAUCGCGGAAGUGGCCUUUAGUGGCGGUCAGGGAGACAGCUACUAGGGGCUGGAUUAACCCUGCAGUGUAAACAUAGCAGUUUCUCUGAAACUGCUAUAUUUACAUCUGAAGGGUUAAAACCUGGGGGACCUAGCACCCAGACCACUUCACUUAGCUGAAGCGGUCUGGGUACCUACCUAUAAUAGUCCUUUAAAAUGCUUAGCAGCUGACAAUAUACUACCAGAAUAAUGCACAUAAAGAACACGUAGUUUAGAGGUACUAAGAAGGGAUCUCAAAGGCCUUGCCUUCACUCCUGCAGCCCACAAGCACAUAGUCCUGAAAUGUGUCCAGGAAUCCAUUGUGGAUCUGGCUGUUCUAACAGGAAGUUUGUAUCUGGUUUGAGGAGUUUUAAGUCAACGCCUUUAGUUAGGGAGCCAACCAAUAGUCAUAUAUCAUGAGCUUGAUGGAUCAGAGGAGGUUGCUUGGUGGUUAGACUUGCUAAUUGCACAUUAAUUGGGCGAAUCCUGAAAUCAUGGCAUGGAGUUAAACCUCAGGGCUAGGGUUCACACACCCUAUGUACACUUUCCUUAUCUUAUCUAUGCUAGCCUGGUUUUGUGAAGUCCAGGCCUAUAGAUCCAUCACCAAGCCAUGUCUUAUUGAUGUCACAGCUUUACUGAGUUACUAAUUGCUCCACCUGUGCUCAAACUGAGGGGAUUUAUAGCGGUGCGUGUGGAACAUUUGGAGUAGUACCUGUCUGAUUCAAGUAUGGAAACCUUAUGUUCACCCCUUGAAAUAUUGUCCUGUUCACAGGGCUUGAAAUACAAACAGGACUUUAAUGCGUGGAAUGACUAUUUGGGGCUUUCUGCUCUGAUCCGUGGACUACAGCACUCCGGAGUAAGAGGAGAAAGCCACCUUUACCGGCCAUUGGUUGAGUUUCCUCCAAAGAAGCCAGUUAUGACUGAGAUGCAAGGUUGUGGCUUCUGCAGAAACAACCGUGAGGCAGCAGAGAUUUAUAGCAACCAUCGCCUGAAAGGGACAGAUGGAAGGAUCCUAUGCCCUAUCCUGAGGUGCUAUACCUGUCCUCUCUGUGGUGCUAAUGGGGACAACGCGCACACCCUGAGGUACUGCCCAAUGACAUUAUCUGUGGCUGGAAUGAGGCGCUGGAAUGGCCUCCAAGACCUCCGUGGCUGGAAUAACCUCGGGCCUUUUGUGACUUUAAUAAAGAGCAAAAAUAAGCAAACUGUUCAGAAAUGUUUUCUAAACAAAAACAUGUAAUCCCCUCAUAUUGCGGUGGACUUUGGGGCAACAGACUCAACUCUUAUUUAUUUUUUAAAAAAUCACUUCAAUAUUUUUCUAGGAACUAAUCCUGUCUAGAACAGCCAUCACCCCACAUUGAAAGGUUUUGGUAUUCGUCACCUCAUUUCACAAAGUCGUGUGUUUGUUUUGUUUUUUUGUGUGGACACGGCCCUCAGUGACUUUUCACGUUUGACACCCUUGUUUAAGGUUUAUAUUUUAACGCAAAUCUUAAGUGCUCCUGGCAAUCCCUUUUACUUGAACACUGGUUUAUUUUGUUUAGCAGUCACUUCUUUCACUCAAAACUUCACUGAGUUAUUCACAACCAAAUGACUUGUUUGGAAUUCAAAGUACAGUUCAGUUGUCCACUAGAAUAGCUGUAUGGAAAACGGACUUGGAGAAACCCUCAGCUGUUCCAGACUAACCCUUGAUUUACACUGAAUUCGCUUUCAUUUCUGCAACGUUCCUGGAUCAUUUUCUAUGAUUUUUAACGUAUCAUUCAAGCUUUAACUGUAUUUUACUUGUGGGUAUUAGUUCUGUUAUGUACUAAAAUAACAGGGUGGCUUUAAGUUAAAUAUCUAAUUUACAGAGGGCAAUGAAGUCCAUUCCCAGUGACCUGGUUAUCGAACUCUGCAAGUUCAUUUUAAGUCUUAGGGGUUAUUUACUAAAGAAUUACAAAUUUACGGUCCAAGUACCCCAACCAAAAGCAGGGAUAAUAUUUCCAGAUUUAUUUGUUUUGGUUUUUUGAACUUUUCAGAGCUUUAUUUUUAAAUUGUUUAACUUUUUUGCCUUUAAUAAAACUUUAACCAAUCAUUAGCUAUUCACAAACCAUGUGUAAAUCUGCAGUUUGAUUAAUCUAGGCUAUAUUUUUUUUUUUUUUUUUGGAACUCGUUUGACAUUUAAAUAGAUGGCUACUUAAUAGUUUUCGUUUUUUAUUUUAGACCAACAAGAUUAACUUAAUAUGCAAACUACACUCGUGGAAAUCUAGCUGGGAUCACAACGCCACGAUUACCAGUUUAAGAUUUUGGCUGUAACUUGUCAUUUGGACGCUGAGUCCAGUCUUGGCUUAUGUGUAUUUCGUAUUAAU